This is a messenger RNA of Neltuma alba, 1439 nucleotides long. Its product is annotated as UDP-glycosyltransferase 72E2-like. The record is from RefSeq and is a predicted model, not a curated record. Lineage: Eukaryota; Viridiplantae; Streptophyta; Magnoliopsida; Fabales; Fabaceae. The coding region runs from base 3 to 1439 and encodes 478 amino acids. Gene Ontology annotation, molecular function: coniferyl-alcohol glucosyltransferase activity. The transcript has a single exon.
AAAUGGCAAAUAAACCUCACGCAGCCCUUCUUGCCAGCCCUGGUAUGGGCCACCUCAUUCCGGCGAUCGAGCUCGCCAAGCGCCUCCACACCCAUCAUGACUUUCUCGUCACCGUCUUUGUCGUAACCACCGAUUCCUCCACCGCACGCUCUCUCAUCCUAAAAUCCACUUCGAACCUACCCUCCCUCAACAUUGUUAUAUUCCCUCCUGUAGAUGUCUCCACAGAACUUGGCCCUAACCCUCCUCUAGAAGCUCGAAUGAACUUCACCAUGAUUCGGUCCCUCCCUCUUUUGCAUUCUUCCAUCUUAUCGAUGAACCCUCGUCCCAUAGUUCUUAUCGUGGACAUCUUUGGUACCCUAGCAUUUCCCAUGGCGCGCGAGUUCCGGAUGUUGACUUACGUGUUAUUCACCUGCAACGCUUGGUUUGCCGCGGCAACGAUAUAUCUGCCUGUCAUCGACAAGGAAAUGGAAGACAGGCACGUUAACCACCGCGAACCGCUGCGGAUCCCGGGUUGCAAACCGGUUCCCUUUGAGGACACGCUCGAGCCGUUCCUGCGCCGGGGUGGGUGGAUGUACGAGGGUUUUCUGAAGGCGGCGCAAGACAUAAUAUCCGCCGACGGGAUUCUGGUGAACACGUGGCAAGAUCUAGAGCCGACUACCGUAAAGGCACUGAUGGAUAAAGACAUUUUAGGGGGGAUCACAAAAGGUCCGGUGUAUUUUGUAGGGCCCUUGGUGAGAAGCAUCGACUCGAAAGCCAACCAUAAAGACGAGGUUUUGCGGUGGCUUGACGAUCAACCAAUGGAGUCGGUUAUUUACGUAUCGUUCGGAAGCGGGGGAACACUGUCGGCGGCUCAAAUCACGGAGCUGGCUUGGGGACUGGAGCUGAGCGAGCAGAGGUUUGUUUGGGUGGUGCGGCCUCCCAAGGAAGAGGAUGCUAGCGGCUCGUUUUUUGAUGUCGUGAAGGGUCGAGAAGAGUGCAUGGAUUACUUGCCGGAGGGGUUUGCGAGGAGGAACCACGGGGUGGGGUGGGUGGUCCCCAUGUGGGCCCCACAGGCGGAGAUAUUGGGACACCCUUCGGUAGGGGGAUUCGUGACGCACUGUGGUUGGAACUCGACGCUGGAGAGCGUGGUGCAUGGAGUGGCCAUGGUAGCGUGGCCGCUGUAUGCAGAGCAGAAGAUGAAUGCCUGCAUGUUGUCGGCGGAGCUUGAGGUGGCCGUGAGGAUGAAAGGGCCGGAGGGAGCGGCGGUGCCAAGGGAGGAGAUAGGAAAGGUGGUGAGGAGAGUAAUGAGGGAGAAAGAAGGGAAGACGAUGAGGGGAAGAGCGAGGGAGCUGAUGUUGAGUGCAGAGAAAUCGCUCUCUCAGCUUGGGGCUUCUCACCAGUCACUAUGUAGAAUGACCAGACACUGUCUCAACCAUCAAAUGAAUGGAAAAGUCUGCUAG